Messenger RNA from Rubroshorea leprosula, 2315 nucleotides. NCBI's taxonomy places the organism in Eukaryota, Viridiplantae, Streptophyta, Magnoliopsida, Malvales, Dipterocarpaceae. The record is from the annotation of a GenBank genome assembly.
CUAAUUUUCUUUUGGUUGAUAAUAAUUUGGAAUAUCAUGAGUUUUGACUGUAAGAUUGUAAAUCUAUUUCUUAUCUUUAUGUCUUGAGGAUCUUUAGAUUCCAGGGUUUGAAUUUUGAAAUCCAGAAUUACUUUUGGGUUGCGUCUCCUUCGUGGAUUGUACCACAUACACUGCCAUUAGUGAACUUUGUAUCAUGGUCUUGAUAUUUUUAAUGCUUCCUAGCUGCUAUAACUUUAUGAUCUUUAGUGUGAUGUGCUAGAGGAAAAUGCCUUGUCUUGAUGGGAGAUUAUGUGCUAAAGCUCAUUAAAAUUCCAUAACAUAGAUGAUGAAGCAUUAGUAGCUAAUGAAGUCCUAGGAGGAAGAACUUGAUAUGCAAAAGAAUGGAACAGAUGGAGUUGGAAGUGAACAUAGCAGACGUUGAGAAGAAAGUUUCGAAGAUCUUGAAGCUUAUCAAGAAUAAAGACCAGUCUGAAAAUGAUGUUUUCCCAAGAGAUUUGAGGAAAGAGUCAGAACUUGUUCGACUUGUUGAGGACUUUCACAAACAAUAUCAGUCACUCGUUGCGCUUUGUGAUAAUCUUAAAGGAGAAUUAGAGAAGAAAGGUCGUGGAAGGAAAGGAAAGGAGAGGCUUUCUUCGUCAACUUCCAGCUCAGAUUCAGAAUACUAUUCCUCAGAGGACACUGAAAAAAGAAACCGCUUGAAAAGUGAGCGUCUGAAAGCAGCGAACAUCAUGAAGGAAGAACUUGAAGCUGAGAACACAGAAGUUUCUGAAUUGAAGCAUCAAUUGGCCUCUAACACUGAAGAGAAGGAAGCUUUAGUUUCGGACUACAUGACAGCAUUAAGUAAAAUAGAAGAUGCAGAAACCAUCAACAAAAAUUUGAGGAAUGAAGUGGAUGAAAGAGAGAAAGAACUUGCUGCCCUUGUUAAGAUGCAUGAAGUUCUAGAGAAUCAAGCGUCAAGCUUGAAAUCUGAGGGAAAAGAAGGCUUGUUGGUUCGGGUAAUGGACCUUGAGUUGGAAGUAGAGACACUUCUCAAACGGAAAAAUGAUGUGGAAGAACAAAUGAGUAGUAAAAUCUCUGAAACCAGUCAACUAAGAGAGGAAAGGGGAGGCAUGCCUGCUAGGAUACUAGAAUUAGAGGGAUUAUUUCCAGAAAAUGGGAGUGAAGCUUCUGUUGGAAAGAAUUAUCAGGCUGGAGAUGAAGCUUCUGCUCAGAUUGUAGCCUUCAAAGCACAGGUUGACCAUCUACUGGAGGAGUUGGAUGCCUUGAAGAUCCGGAAUAGUCAGUUGGAGUUGCAUCUAGAAGGAGAAAGACAGGAUUAUUUACAAAGCCUGUCCCAGAUGGAAGAUCAAAAUAAGACAUUGACAGGCAAGAUUGCUGACCAGCAGAGAAUCCUAAAAGAACAGGAGAAAACCAUCAACAAAUUCAUAGAGGAUUCUAAACUGGUGAAAAGAUGGUCAUGGUCGUCAGCAGGGACCUCCAAUUCCAAAUUAAAUCAGCAUGCCCUGGAAAGGAAGAUGCAGGAUUUAGCAGAAGAGUUCCGCAAGAAACUUGAAGAUAAUAUCCGUUUGUUGUACCAAAGGAUCAGAGUAGCAGAAAAGAUACAUUAUGAAAACAAAGAGAACUUCAGGAAGAUAAAAGAAAAGUUUGAGCAAAAAACUGUAGCACUUAAAGAAAGAGUUGCAAUUUAUGAGGUUGAGUCCAAGAAAUCGACAGGGAGGGUGGAACCAAGGAUCACUGCAUUGGCUGGAUUAGACUCGGCAGUCAGAAAGCUGGAGGACAUUGAGAAUUUCCUCACCCGCAUAUCCAAUGUGACAAAAGAACUUGUAUUUGCGAAGAACUGGGCCUCAGAGAGAAAUAAGGAGAUAAGACAGUUGCGAAAUAAAAUGAAUACUGUGGUUAAGCAACUUGAUGACAAGGAAGAGCAUGAGUUCUUGUUAAGUGAGAAAGUUUGGAACUUGGAAGCUUCGCUGAGCAAGGAAGUUGGAGAAAAGUUGAAUCUAAGUGAAGUAGUGAGCCAACUGGAGAAGAAGAUCAAAGAGAAGGAUGACAGAUUGUUAGGUCUUGGAGAGGAAAAGAGGGAGGCCAUAAGGCAACUCUGCCUCUUGAUUGAUUACUAUCGCAGCUGUUACAAUGGUGUUAAGGAAAUAAUCUCAAAUUCAAAUGUUGUCAACAGGGAAAGAACUUGAGCUUUUGCCCACUUCAAAUUCAAUCAUUUUUUCAGCUAGUAAAGGAAUUUUCCUUGUCACCUUAAAAAAAAAAAAAAAGAACAGUAACUGCCAUGUAUAGUUCUAUACAUAUAAAGCCAUCUUCUUUUA